This is a messenger RNA of Chrysemys picta bellii (western painted turtle), 2809 nucleotides long. It is a transcript of the gene NDUFAF6, whose product is annotated as NADH:ubiquinone oxidoreductase complex assembly factor 6. Lineage: Eukaryota; Metazoa; Chordata; Testudines; Emydidae. Gene Ontology annotation, biological process: mitochondrial respiratory chain complex I assembly; biosynthetic process. Gene Ontology annotation, cellular component: mitochondrion. The record is from RefSeq and is a predicted model, not a curated record.
GACAGGAGGGGCGGUGCACCAGGCAGCAUGGCGGCCGCCAUGGCACUGAGCUGCGGAGCGCGCUACAGGCCCUGUUCCCGGCAGCUGCUGGGACCAAAUGCCCGCGGGCGGCUCGUGCGGCCGGCGGUCUGGGGAGUGAGUGCGGCGCCAGCCUCCAGCCGGCCCGGCCCCGGGGGAGAGGUGCAGUACUGCGCCGAGCUGCUGCGGAAACGUGACUAUGAAGGGUUUUUGUGUUCUCUGUUGUUGCCUGCAGAAUCCCGCACCUCUGCUUUUGCUCUGAGAGCCUUCAACGUUGAACUGGCCCAGAUUAAAGACUCCAUAACACAGAAGACCAUAGGUUUGAUGCGAAUGCAGUUUUGGAGGAAAGCUGUGGAAGAUAUAUACUGUGAUAACCCACCACAUCAGCCAGUUGCUAUAGAACUGUGGAAGGCUAUCAAGAGACAUAACUUGACUAAAAGGUGGCUUCUGAAGAUUAUUGAUGAAAGAGAGAAAAAUUUGGAUGACAGAGCAUAUCAUAACAUCCAGGAACUUGAAACAUAUGCUGACAACACUCAUAGCGCUCUCUUGUAUCUCACCUUGGAAAUGCUGGGUGUGCGGGAUAUCCAUGCAGACCAUGCAGCCAGUCACAUUGGGAAAGCACAAGGCAUUGUCACCUGUUUAAGAGCAACUCCGUAUCAUAGUAAAAGACGAAAGGUCUUUCUUCCUAUGGACAUUUGUAUGUUGCAUGGAGUUUCGCAAGAAGAUUUCAUAAGAGCCAAUCAAGAGAAAAAUGUGAGAGAUGUAAUUUACAACAUUGCCAGCCAGGCGCACGUUCAUCUAGAACAUGCUAGGUCUUUCAGUAAAAAUGUUCCUGUUAAAGCAUUUCCUGCGUUUCUCUAUACAGUUGCUUUAGAGGAUUAUUUAUAUAAAAUACAGAAAGUAGAUUUCAACAUAUUCCAUCCAAGCUUACAUAAGAAGAGUGGACCCCAUCUUGUUUAGCAGACCUUCUUCCUGGAACAGCAUCCCGUGGUCAAGGAAACCGAAGAACUCCUGGUGACAUUAUCCUCGCAGCCAGGCAUUCACCUCCAGGAUGCCUCUCUCUCUGUCUGGGCCCCUACCCUUGACUGAAAGGAUCGAAGAGACCACCACCUAUGCUCCGAAUUCCUUCAUCCUUACUCCCAGAGCCCUGUAGUCACUUCUGAUCUGCUGAGGGUCGUACCUCGCAGUAUCAUUGGUUCCCACAUGGAUGAGUAGCAUGGGGUAGUAGUCAGAGGGCCAGAUGAUCCUCAACAAUCCCUCCCUAACGUCUCAGAUACGGGCUUCUGGCAGGCAGCAUACCUCCUGGGAUGCCAUGUCAGGGCAACAGAUGGGUGCCUCUUUCCCCCUCAGAAGAGAGUCACCAACAACCACUACCGUACGUUUCCUCCUGGGAGUGGUGGCUGUGAUCCUCCCAGCCUUGGGGGUACAUGUCUUCUCCUCCUCCACCUUUGGGGGUGAUUCCUCAUUGCUCGUUGUCAGGACAGCAUAACAGUUCUCUGAGGGAUAGCUCAGUGGUUUGAGCAUUGCUCUGCUAAACCCAAAGUUGUGAGUUUAAUCCUUGAGGGGGCCAUUUAGGGAUCUGGGGCAAAAAUCUGUCUGGGGAUUGGUUCUGCUUUGAGCAGGGGGUUGGACUAGAUGACCUUCUGAGGUCCCUUCCAACCCUGAUAUUCUAUGAUUCUAUAACCCAUUUGACCCUGAAUCACAUCCAGAGGUGCUUAUCAAGAUACCUACUGGACUGCAUGUAACAUCAGAUGUACAAGAGAUCUGAAAAUAGCUGAUAUUGGUGAAGAACAAAUGGAGAGAUUUGUGAAAGAUGUCUUGAUUCUGAUAGGACACGUAGCUUCUUCAGCCCAAUCAAGAAAUCUGGCAUCAAAACAUUUACUGAGAUGGCCAAUAAGACCAUAUUUAAGUUUGGCAAGGGAGGGACAAUCACAGAAGCUAUCAGCCCAGAAAUUGUUUUCUGCAGAGCCCUAUUCUUAGCAAGAUACAGAGAUGAUGUUUCAAUGGCAACUGUUCUUAGUCACUCACUUGGACCAGUGCCUAUGUCCCUCUUCUAUGGUGAUGGAACAACGAGAAGAACAGACAAAGCUGAAUUAGAGCAUCAGCUGGAAGUUCAAGAUGAAAGAAUCUGUGAGCUAAAAGCAUGCAACAAAGAAACCACAUUGUACAUCAGAGAUGUCAUGGCUGUCAUACAAAUGAUGACUGGAGACAAAUUCCUUGCAUUCAGUGAACUGGCUGUUGUGUACUUGAGGCAGUCCUAAAAGAAUUUGAAAAAGCUAAUUCUGUCAUCAAAGUCUUUGACAGAUAUGACAACAAUAACUAUGUGAAAACUGCAGAAAGACAGUACCAGACAGGACCUAAAGUUGGAUGCAAGAAAUACCAGGUGAUUGGUGGACAUCCUGUACCUCCAUGGAAAAAAUUUCUACACAUGGCCUCCAACAAGCAGCCAUUUGAAAAUUUUCUCUGUGAAUAUAUAGGUCAAAAUACAUGAGAGUAUAGGAGCACACCCAGCACAAACAUGCCUUCAUGAUGGAGGCUUUUCCAAUGGUGAAGAAGUAAAGUCCAUUACUAGUAUAGGUGCUGAAGAAGCCCAGGACUUGUACAAUACUCAGGAGGAAGUGGACAUAAGGAUUCUUCUGCAUGCAUCUUAAGCAAAGUAACCUGUCAUGGGCUAAGAGGGAAGGUUCUCUUAUGGAUUGGUAACUGGUUAAAAGAUAGGAAAAACAUCUGGUCUACACUACGGGUUUAGGUCGACUUUAGCAGCGUUAAAUCGAAUUAAGCCUGGACACGU